Molecule: messenger RNA, 7516 nt
Organism: Miniopterus natalensis
Lineage: Eukaryota; Metazoa; Chordata; Mammalia; Chiroptera; Miniopteridae
Source: RefSeq, a predicted model, not a curated record
CCUGGAAACGCUUGGCACCGUGUGUCAUUGUUUCUUCCUAGGGUAACAGUUCCUAGCUGGGCGCGGGCCUGCUUUUCUCCGUGUCUAGCUACGUCGUGGUUGACUCGCUUUAGGGAAAGGUGGCCUUGGCCGCCGAGACCCUGACCUGUAGGUGACCUCGGCUGUAACGGGGAAAGCGUUCAGAACUCUCUUGCGUACUCACUCACGCAGCCCGUGUGAACUGUUUCUAUUUUUGCCCUUCCUGCAAGAGUAGACACUUCACAAUGACAAAGCCCUGUCCUGCCUUCCCUGUUUUUACAGAUGUGGGACCCUGAGACUCAUUCAGAUAUUCACUCCCUCCUGUCCCAGUCUCCCACCUCCCACCCGCUGAAACUGUUGUCUGUUCUGGCAGGCCUCCUUUCUGUAGCCUUACACUCUUGGGAAGGCAGUGGUUCCCGAAUCAGGAAAACAAUCUCAGAAACAUGUGGAAUGAUAUUGAGCUGCUAACAAGCGAUGAUACGGGAAGUGGGUACCUAGGUGUCGGAUCAAGAAAAGAGCACGGAAGUGCUUUAUAUCAAGUGGAUUUGCUAGCGAAGAUCUGCUCCGAAAAGGCCUCAUUAAAUCCAAAGAUAAAAGCUUGCAGCCUAAGUGAUGGAUUUAUUAUUGUAGCUGACCAGUCAGUGAUACUCUUUGACAGUAUUUGUAGAUCCCUUCAGUUGCAACUCAUAUUCGACUCAGAAGUGGAUGUAGUUGGCCUUUGUCAAGAAGGAAAGUUCCUUUUGGUUGGGGAGAGGAGCGGCAACUUGCAUUUUAUCCACGUAACGUCAAAGCAGACACUGCUCACGAACGCUUUUGUUCAGAAAGCUAAUGGUGAAAAUCAGUGUACUUACCGAACUCUGGUUAUUGAGAAAGAUGGCUCAAGUGAAGGUACCUAUUAUAUGCUGCUUCUUACAAACAAUGGAUUUUUUUGUAUUACAAACAUUCAGCUUGUAAAAAUUCAACAAGCGAUUGAAAAUGUAGACUUCAAUAAAGCUAAAAAGUUACAAGGACAAAUCAAGUCCAGCUUCAUUUCUACUGAAAAUUAUCAUAGCCAUGGUUGUCUGAAUCUUGUGGCUGGAGAUUUGGCAAGCAAAAUCCCUAUGAUCAUUGGGGGAACUGGUAAUUGUGCCUUCUCCAAAUGGGAACCAGACCCUCUCAAGAAGGAAAUGACAGUUAAGAAUGUUGUCGAUGCAGAGAUUAUCAGAGGUGCCAAGAAAUUCCAGCUGAUAGACAACCUACUUUUUGUUCUUGAUACUGAUAGCGUGCUGAGCUUGUGGGAUAUUUACACUCUGACUCCCGUGUGGAACUGGCCCUCUCUUCACGUGGAAGACUUCCUCCUCACCACAGAAGCAGAUUCGCCCUCUUCAGUCACGUGGCAGGGGAUCACAAAUCUCAAGUUAGUAGCCCUGACAACUACGACUCACAAGAAGAUGAAAAACCUCAUGGUCUACUCAUUACCUACGAUGGAAAUACUAUACUCUUUGGAAGUAUCUAGUGUUUCCACUCUGGUCCAUACAGGAAUUAGCACAGAUACCAUAUACCUUCUGGAGGGAAUUUCCAAAAAUGAUCCAGACCCAUCUGAAGACUCGGUCUCUGUUUUAGUACUCAGAUGUCUCACAGAAGCUCUACCAGAAAACAGAUUGAGUCGGUUGCUUCACAAGCACAGGUUUGCUGAAGCCGAGAGCUUUGCCAUUCAGUUUGGGCUGGAUGUUGAGCUUGUUUACAAGGUAAAAUCAAAUGACAUAUUGGAGAAACUAGCUUUGAGUUCUCUGGACACCGGUGAGCACACCGAAUGGCAAAAACUCGUAGAUGAAGCUAAGGAGACGCUACAUAAAAUCCAGGACGAUGAAUUUGUGGUGAAUUACUGCUUGGAAGCUCAGUGGAUAACCUAUGAGACAACCCAGGAAAUGCUCAAUUAUGCCAAAACCAGGCUUUUGAAUAAAGAAGAUAGAACUGUUCCCGUCUAUUCUUAUGGCUUAAAAGAGGUUCUAAGGGCUCACACAAAGUUGACGACUUUUUAUGGAGCAUUUGGACCAGAAAAAUUCAGUGGUAGUUCUUGGAUUGAGUUUCUGAACAAUGAAGAUGACCUCAAGGAUAUUUUUUUGCAGCUAAGAGAAGGAAACCUUGUUUGUGCACAGUACCUUUGGCUUAGACACCGGGCAAACUUUGAAAGCAGAUUCGAUGUGAAAAUGCUUGAGAACUUGCUCAACUCGAUUUCCACACCAGUCUCUUUGCAAAAGCUCUGUCCCUGGCUUAAAAAUGACGUGAUCCCAUUUGUGAGAAGGAUUGUACCGGAUGGACAGAAAAUUCUUGCAAAAUGGUUGGAACAAGCAGCCAGGAACCUUGAAUUAACUGAUAAGGCAAACUGGCCAGAGAAUGGACUUCAACUGGCAGAAGUAUUUUUUACAGCAGAAAAAACAGACGAGAUGGGAUUGGUGUCCUCUUGGCAUUGGAUUUCCUUGAAGGAUUAUGAAAACACGGAGGAAGUACGUCAGUUAAGGACUUUGGUGAAUAACUUGCGAGAGUUGAUCACAUUGCACAGGAAGUACAACUGCAAACUGGCCCUCUCUGAUUUUGAGAAGGAGAACACAACCACCAUUGUGUUCCGAAUGUUCGAUAAAGUGUUGGCCCCGGAGCUCAUUCCUUCCAUCCUGGAGAAGUUCAUAAGAGUUUACAUGAGGGAGCAUGACUUGCAAGAGGAGGAGCUCCUCCUCCUGUACAUAGAGGUACACAUAUAUGCUCAUCCUUGUCAGGAUUUGUUGAAGAGGUGCAGCUCUAAGUCCACGUCGCUCUUCGAGACGGCGUGGGAAGCAAAGGCCAUGGCCGUCAUAGGCUGUUUAUCCGACACAGACCUCAUCUUCGACGCCGUGCUGAAGAUCAUGUACGCAGCUGUGGUUCCCUGGAGUGCGGCCGUGGAGCAGCUGGUGAAACAGCACCUGGAAAUGGACCACCCCAAGGUCAAGUUGUUGCAGGAGAGCUAUAAACUAAUGGAGAUGAAGAAACUUUUACGAGGCUAUGGAAUAAGAGAGGUGAACCUCUUAAACAAGGAAAUCAUGAGGGUGGUCAGAUACAUUCUCAAACAAGAUGUCCCGUCUUCCUUAGAAGAUGCUCUGAAGGUUGCCCAGGCCUAUCUGCUGUCUGAUGAUGAGAUCUACAGUCUGAGGAUCAUUGACCUGAUAGACCGAGAUCAGAGUGAGGACUGUGCCCUCCUUUUGAGGUCUCUGCCUCCUGCUGAAGCUAAGAGGACGGCGGAAAGAGUCAUCAUAUGGGCACGAUUGGCAUUGCAGGAGGAACCAGAUCAUUCUAAAGAGGACAAGGCCUGGAGAACGUCUGUAGUGAGGACAUCAGUGGACAUUCUUAAAGUACUAUGUGACAUUCAGAAAGACAAUCUGCAGAAGAAGGAUGAGUGUGAAGAAACCUUGAGUCUAUUCAAAGCCGUUGCCAGCUUGCAGGAGAACUUUGAGGUCUUUCUUUCAUUUGGAGAUUACAGCAACCGUUCCCUGGUAGCAGAGCUCCGUGAACAGUACAUCAAAGCUCAGGAAGCCGCUCAGGCAAAGUACAAACCCAGGGACACCGCAGGGCCGGCGGCCGCCAAGGAGAAGAGCCUGAGCACUGAGUCCAAGCUGCACAGACAGGCGCUGGCCCUGCAGGUGUCCAGACAGGAGCUGGAGGCUGAGCUGACCCUGAGGGCCCUAAACGAUGGGAACGUGGGAGUGGCGUUGAAAAAAUGCAGAGACUUGUUUAAGUAUCACUGCAACGCUGAUACUGGGAAACUGCUGUUCCUGACGUGCCAGAAGCUUUGCCAGAUGUUGGCUAAUGACGUCCCGAUGACGACAGUUGCGGGACUGAGCCUGCCUUCUGAAAUACAUGAUCUCGCCUGCCAGGCUGCCACCAUCUGCAGCCCAGAUUUUCUACUAGACGCUUUAGAACUAUGUAAAUACACUCUCACGGCAGUCGAGCUUUCCAGACAGUGCCAGAUGGAUGACGGUGGAAUUCUGAUGAAAACUUCUUUUGGAACCCACAAAGAUCCAUACGAAGAGUGGUCCUACAGCAACUUCUUCAGUGAGGACGGAAUCGUCCUCGAGUCCCAGAUGGUGCUCCCUGUCAUUUACGAGCUGAUUUCCUCACUGGUCCCUCCAGCUGAGAGCAAGAGACAUCCCCUGCAUUCUAUAAGUUUGCCAUACUGCUCCAUCAGUGAAGGAGACAGCCUCAUCUUGCCCAGUAUCAACUCCAUCUCCGCCCUACUUCAGAGCCUUCAGGAAUCCAGCCAGUGGGAGCUGGCCCUGAGAUUUGUAGUGCAUUCGUUUGGUACCUGUCUCCAGUACUCGGUGUCAAGCUUCAUGAAUGCCAGUUUGAGUGAAAAGUUGUUUGGAGAGGCCACAUUAGUUAAAUCGAGGAAGGUGAUCAUGGCGUUGAAGGAGAAGGCGGUCCCGUUCAUCAGGGGAAAUGCUACAACACUGUUGCACAAAGUAUUUAACUGUCGCCUGGUGGAUCUUGACUUGGCAUUGGGCUACUGCACUCUCUUACCCCAAAAGGAAGUGUUUGAAAACCUCUGGAAGCUCAUAGAUAAAGCAUGGCAGAAUUACGACAAGAUUCUGGCCAUCUCUCUGGUGGGCUCUCAGCUGGCCAGUCUCUAUCAGGAGACAGAAAUGGAGCUCAAGUUCCGUGAGCUCAGUACUGAUGCCCAGUGGGGCAUUCGCCUCGGUAAACUCGGCAUUUCUUUUCAGCCAGUUUUCAGGCAACACUUUCUCACCAAGAAAGACCUCCUCAAAACUCUCGUGGCGAAUGCAGACAUGGACACAAGCCUCAUUCUGGAAUAUUGCAGCACCUUUCAGUUGAACUGUGAUGCAGCCCUUCAGCUGUUCAUUGAAACACUCCUGCACAACACAAAUGCCAGCCACAGCCAGGGGGACGCGAACUCAGACCCAGCAAAGCAGCAGCAUUCGAGACUCCUGGCCAAAGCCCUGGAAAUGGUUCCUCUCCUGACGAGCACCAAAGACUUGGUCAUCAGUCUUAGCGGGAUACUCCACAAGUUGGACCCCUACGAUUAUGAAAUGGUCGAAAUUGUCCUGAAAGUUAUUGAAAGAGCUGACGAGAAAAUAACCAACAUUAAUAUUAAUCAGGCGCUGAGUCUGCUGAAGCACCUGAAGUCCUACAGGAGACUCUCCCCACCGGUGGACCUGGAGUACCAGUACAUGCUGGAGCACGUGAUCACGCUGCCGUCCGCCGCCCAGACCAGGCUGCCUUUCCACCUGAUAUUUUUUGGCACAGCCCAGAACUUCUGGAAAAUUCUAUCCACGGAACUCAGCGAGGAGUCCUUCCCAACACUGCUCUUGAUUUCCAAGCUGAUGAAGUUCUCUCUGGACACUCUGUAUGUGUCUACCGCCAAGCACGUCUUUGAAAAAAAACUGAAGCCCAAACUGGUGAAGCUACCACAAGCCAAGUCCUCCACCCUGAUUAACAAGGAAAUAACGAGGAUCACCCAGACCAUCGAGUCCUACCUGUUGUCCAUAGUCAACCCCGAGUGGGCUGUGGCGAUUGCCAUCAGCCUUGCCCAGGAUAUCCCCGAAGGUUCCUUCAAGAUGUCCAGUUUGAAAUUCUGCCUGUAUUUAGCCGAGAGAUGGCUACAGAAUAUCCCACCUAAGGAUGAAACGCGUGAGAAAGCCGAGGCUUUGCUGAAGAAGCUGCAUGUGCAGUACCGGCGCUCGGGCACGGAGGCCGUGCUCAUAGCCCACAAGCUGAACACGGCAGAGUACCUCAGAGUGAUCGGGAAGCCCGCACACCUCAUUGCCAGCCUGUACGAGCACCCCAGCAUCGACCGCAGGAUUCAGAGCGCGUCCGGCAGAGACGGUCCCGAUAUUCACGCAGCUGCUAAAGAAAUAGCCGAAGUCAAUGAAAUUAAUUUGGAAAAGCUUUGGGACAUGCUGCUGGAAAAAUGGCUGUGCCCGUCUGCAAAGCCCGGAGAGAACCCAUCAGAAAUAUUCGAACUUCAAGAAGAUGAAGCACUACGAAGGGUCCUGUAUCUCCUCCUGUCUCGUCCGAUUGACUAUAGUUCAAGAAUGCUGUUUAUCUUCGCAACAUCAGCUACAACUACGUUGGAUAUGCGUCAGUUGACCUUUGCCCACAGAACACGGGCCCUUCAGUGUCUCCUCUACCUGGCUGACAAGGAAACCAUAGAGUCUCUCUUCAAAAAACCCAUCGAAGACGUCAAGUCUUAUCUGAAAUGUAUAACUUUCCUGGCAUCUUUUGAGACUUUGAAUAUCCCCAUCACAUAUGAAUUGUUCUGCAACAGCCCUAAGGAAGGCAUGAUUAAGGGUCUUUGGAAAAACCACAGCCACGAGUCCAUGGCAGUAAGAUUGGUGACCGAGCUCUGUUUAGAAUACAAAAUCUAUGAUCUGCAGCUGUGGAACGGACUCCUACAAAAGCUGCUUGGCUUCAACAUGAUCCUUUACCUAAGGAAAGUUUUAACAGCCAUUUCUAGUAUCCAUUCUUUAUGGCAGGUUCCCUACUUCAGCAAGGCCUGGCAGCGGGUGGUGCAGAUACCCCUCCUUUCAGCCUCUUGCCCUUUAAGCCCCAGCCAGUUAUCAGAUUGUUGUGAAAGUCUCAUUGCUGUUCUCGAAUGUCCGGUUUCGGGUGAUCUCGACAUGAUUGGAGUCGCCAGGCAGUAUGUCCAGUUAGAGCUCCCGGCGUUUGCAUUAGCCUGUCUCAUGCUCAUGCCCCACUCGGAAAAAAGACACCAGCAGAUUAAGAACUUUCUGAACUCGUGUGAUCCUCAGAUCAUCUUGCAGCAGUUAGAAGAACAUAUGAAUACUGGCCAGUUGGCGGGGUUUUCACAUCAAAUUCGAAACCUGGUUCUGAAUAAUAUCAUAAAUAAGAAGGACUUUGGGGUUUUGGUGAAGACAAAAUACUUUCAAGUGUUGAAGCUGCACAUGAUGAACACUAGCAACGUCACUGACCUGGUGACCUAUUUGGCAAAAGAAUUAAGUUUAGAUGAAGCCUCCAUCUUUGUCACUGAGUACUCUAAGCACCGUGGGACGCCUGUGCCGGCAGAUGCGGCUCCCUGUGAGAUCCUGAAGGUGUUUCUAAAUGGAUCCUAGUAAAUCAUCAGACCUUUUUCUGGGAGCACAAGAGGACAUUUGGAGCCCGCUAUUAACCGACCCUAUUUAUUAUGGUUUUUAAAUCGUGCAGUCUCUGUGUUAUAGCUGUUGUCAAAUGUCCUUUGACAAGUGAUAACUAAGACACUUGGUAGCCCGAUUGUCCCAUAAAAAACUCAUAUCCUAUGUUAAUAAAUCUUUUAUUUGCUAGUUGUAUAACUGUAACUUAUAGAGACUGUCAUUUUUUUUUUGUACCAUAUAUAAAGGAAACAAAAUACAAGAAUAUUUUGCUUCUUCCCCCACCAGAAGAAAAGCAACUACUUAUAGCCAAUGUCUUCCUCCUAUAAAAAUAAGAAUGUCCUUCUUUUUGAUGGUAUUGUAGUAAACAUGUAUAUUGUCUUUGC